Messenger RNA from Prorocentrum cordatum, 361 nucleotides. Lineage: Eukaryota; Dinophyceae; Prorocentrales; Prorocentraceae. The record is from the annotation of a GenBank genome assembly.
AGCCUGCACCCGUACAGGCGAGCCCUGGUCCUUGGCAACGCGCGCCCGAGCCCCCCCCCCCCCCCGAGCGGGGCGGGCGGCCACACCGACGGCACUCCGCCGCACCUGCCGUGGACGUGCUGGCGGCACUUCGGGGCGUGGCUGGAGCAGCUGGUCGGCACGGGGACGGUCAGCCGGCGCGCGCUCACGGACAAGGAGGACCAGGGCCUCCGAGGAGCUUCUCGUGGCUCCUUCUCGCGCCCGCGCACGGGCGACUGCCGGGAGGAGAAGGAGGACGCCCGCAUCGUGGGCCACCUGAUGCACCUGCGGCCCCUCCGCGAGAUGGCCCGGGACCCGCGCUUCGCCGCGGGCGCCCAGGCGC